AUGACCAGAUUUUUCGAAUGGAAACUUUGGUAUCGUAAUAAAUCCAAACGGAACCCGUUGCUUUGGGUUGGUGCACCUUUCAUGGGUUCCAUUUUAUUGGUUUGGGUGUUUGCAAUUCCAAUUGCUCAAAUUAAAUUUACAAGAAGAGAUGAACAAGUUAAAACCCUUACAAAAGAAGAGCAGCUCGACCUCAACAAGAGGAGACGAAAAGUCAAUGUUAAUGAAGAAUAUUAUAGGAUCAUGUUAGACAAGAUGCAACAAGAAAGUGGAGAUUAUGAGAAUAAACGAGUUCCACGUUUGUCUGGAGAGCCUACAUGGGAGCCAGGUUCUUCUUCAAAUGAAGCGGAAGAUAAAUAA
Molecule: messenger RNA, 357 nt
Organism: Schizosaccharomyces osmophilus
Lineage: Eukaryota; Fungi; Ascomycota; Schizosaccharomycetes; Schizosaccharomycetales; Schizosaccharomycetaceae
Gene: cox16
Product: mitochondrial copper chaperone for cytochrome c oxidase Cox16
Exons: 2
Coding region: 1-357 (118 amino acids)
Biological process (GO): mitochondrial respiratory chain complex IV assembly
Cellular component (GO): mitochondrial inner membrane
Source: RefSeq, a predicted model, not a curated record